Messenger RNA from Lycium ferocissimum, 1557 nucleotides. RefSeq lists its product as uncharacterized. Gene Ontology annotation, molecular function: RNA-DNA hybrid ribonuclease activity; nucleic acid binding. The record is from RefSeq and is a predicted model, not a curated record. NCBI's taxonomy places the organism in Eukaryota, Viridiplantae, Streptophyta, Magnoliopsida, Solanales, Solanaceae. The coding region runs from base 1 to 1557 and encodes 518 amino acids. The transcript is spliced from 4 exons.
AUGGCAUUUUAUUCUGAGUUGAUUACUAAAGUGAGAAACAUGUUGCAAGGCUGGAAGGGGAAUUUGCUUUCAUUUGGUAGAAGUGCAGUUUUGUUAACUCAUGUUCUAGAAGCAAUGCCAAUUCAUUUAUUGUCAGCUGUAGAUCCACCAUCUUUUGUGAUUGAAAAACUGCACAAAAAUUUUGCACAGUUUUAUUGGAGCAAUACAGUUGGAGAAAGUAAUAGGCAGACUAAGCCAACAUUAUGGAGUUCAUUUGUGAGUAACAAGUAUUUGAAGAAGAACAAUCCAAUAUUGGUGCCAUGGAAGAGAGGAUCUCAUGUUUGGAGGAAAUUGCUACAAGCUAGGGACUUGAUUGACCAUCAGAUUUUGUGGCAGUUGAAAAUGGGAUCAGCACUUUUUUGGUUUGAUAACUGGUCUGGUGUAGGUUUUUUAUAUUUUCUCACACCUCCAGAUUUCUAUUGUAAUGAGGAGAACAAUAAUGUUUCAGAUGCAGUAACACAAAUAAGGUGGCAUGAGGUGGGUUUGAGGAAUAAUCUACCACAAGAUCUGGCUGACUUUAUUAUCAAUGAAGUACAGCCUCCUAGUAGGGGAGAUGAGCUUGAUAAGCCCUGGUGGAUGUUAGAAACUAAUGGACAAUUUUCUUUGAAACCAACAUGGGAGUAUGUAAGAAGCAAAGGGGAAAAGAAGGAUGUGUAUAGGAAGAUUUGGGUCAAAGGGCUACCUUUUAAGCCUAAAGAGGAGACUGUUCCACAUAUAUUUCUCAAAUGUGCUACUGCUCAAAGCACUUGGAAAUAUUUUUGUUCAGCUGCAAGUAUUGCCAUUGAUGGUUUGCACCUGCAUCAGGUCAUUAUGAAGUGGUGGACAGCUGAUGUGAUCCCAAGAAUAAAACAUGUUUACUAUGUUGUUCCAUCUAUCAUAGUUUGGGAAUUAUGCAAGAAGAGAAAUGGAUAUAGACAUAGGAACAAAGUCACUACCAGCAGGGUCAUAUAUCAAGCCUCCACAAUUAUUCAACAACUAGUGAGGUUAAGGAAAUUAGGCAUCAAGAAUGUUCCUCACGGAUGGUUUGAAAUUUUGAAAAUUUUGGAAGAUUAUACUCCAAAGUUACAAGUUACUAAGUAUAUGCAAAGGCUAAGGAAAUUGAUGACAUUAGUAUAUGCAAAGGCUAAGGAAAUUAAUGACACUACUAACACUGUCUCUGAGGCUUUGGCUUUGCUUGGUGCUGCAAGAUAUUGCCUAGCACAACAUGUUUACUCAUUUAUCCUUGAAACUGAUUCACUCCUGAUGAAAAAUAUUUUGGAUAGGACUUGGAAGCCUCCUUGGAAUAUUGCAGAUGUUGUAGAGGAGAUUUGGGAUAUCACUGAUAAUGCUCAGGUUCAGGUUUUGCAUAUAAUGAGGGAAGGCGACCAAUUAGCUGAUCAUUUGGCUAAUUAUGCACUUGACUAUGGAGAAAUAGAGGUGAACUCAUUUGCAGAACUUGACUCAAAGGGGAAGAAAAUUCUCAAUAGUGACAAUCUACAUUGUCCAUAUUUGAGAAUUAAAACUGUUAGAAAGUAUUGA